Loa loa (African eye worm) is the source of this 1245-nucleotide messenger RNA. Its product is annotated as CBR-POLK-1 protein. The transcript has 9 exons. Gene Ontology annotation, molecular function: DNA-directed DNA polymerase activity. The record is from RefSeq and is a predicted model, not a curated record. Gene Ontology annotation, cellular component: nucleus. The coding region runs from base 1 to 1245 and encodes 414 amino acids. NCBI's taxonomy places the organism in Eukaryota, Metazoa, Nematoda, Chromadorea, Rhabditida, Onchocercidae. Gene Ontology annotation, biological process: error-prone translesion synthesis.
AUGUUAGCCUUUGAUGACAGCAAGACCGGUAUGGCUGGUAUUGAUAAGGAACAUGUCCAGAAAAUAAUCAAUGAAAAUACUAGUCCAGAUUUCGAGGAAUACGCAAAGAAAAAGAAAGUGAGAAUCGAUGCCAAGAUAAAACGUUAUCAAAACAUUGCAGCGAAAUUCACUCCGCAUCAGAUUCUUCAGGCGCAGGCUGAAAUGGAUGUUUUGGUUGGUAUAUUGGAAGAGGAACGUGAUCUUUCUCGUUAUGCUGUUCAUGUUGACAUGGAUGCAUUUUAUGCAUCUGUUGAAAUGAGAGAUGACCCUUCAUUGCGCCAUAUUCCAAUGGCCGUUGGUUCAAAUUCAAUGCUUCCAGUUCAAGCUUUUUUUCUAGAGUACAUCAAAUUAUGCCGCUCGUCGUUUUGGUGUCCGCUCCGCUAUGCCUGGUUUUAUUGCAAAAAGUUAUGCCCCCAUCUAAAAAUCAUAUCCGGUUCUUUUGAAAAAUAUCGAGAAGCAAGUUCGGUGGCUCGGAAGAUAUUUAGAGAUUAUGAUCCGGAUUUUCAUGCGGAUGGCUUAGAUGAAGCAUACAUCAAUUUAACAACCUAUAUCCAAAAUCGAUUUCUCACUGGCUCAGCCGAACACGAACGAAUUCGAUAUAUGGGUGAGUGUGUUUGCCGAUUGCCUUUGAUUACGGAAAAUGAGAUGUACCACUUGGUCAGUGCUGAAAUUACUGAAGAGAUAUGCACAAAAUGUAAAAAACUACGUAAAUGUGUACGAGAUCGUAUCACUUUCGGAGUUGAUGUUGAUGAAAUUGUCCAUGAAAUACGAUUCAGAGUAGAACAAGCAGUGGGUUUAACUUGCAGUGCAGGAAUUGCGCCAAAUUCCCUGUUAGCCAAAGUAUGUUCCAAUAUCAAUAAACCAAACGGGCAGUAUCGUCUGCUGAAUGAAAGAGAAGCCGUUUUGAAUUUCUUGAAGGAUCUCCCCAUACGCAAAAUAAGCGGGAUUGGACCUGUAACAGAAGCAGUUCUAAAAGGAAUAGGUUUGGAAAAAUGUGGUGAUUUAUAUGAGCAGCGUGGAAUAAUCAGUUUGCUUUUCACGCAACGCAGUUGCGAAUAUUUUUUGCGAAUUGCUCGUGGUAUAUCUCACGUAUUCAGUGUUGAUCGAAAAAUAAGGCGGAAAAGUAUCAGUACAGAAAGAACAUUCCAUCCUACUGGAGAUCUUGGAGCUCUUCUCGAGGAAAUGCGUUAUAGAUAUUUUUUUUAA